Molecule: messenger RNA, 846 nt
Organism: Condylura cristata (star-nosed mole)
Lineage: Eukaryota; Metazoa; Chordata; Mammalia; Eulipotyphla; Talpidae
Product: autism susceptibility gene 2 protein-like
Exons: 7
Coding region: 145-846 (233 amino acids)
Source: RefSeq, a predicted model, not a curated record
GCCGCCGUCUCCCCCGCGCCCUCCUCGGGGCGGAGGGAAGCCAAGAAGGGGGAGGGAGGGGUUGGUGUCAAUUUUUUUGUGUGGCCGCGGCCGGAGCCUGUGGCGGGCAGGCGGCGAGCGGGGAGACCCCGGCGCGGCAGAGCCAUGGAUGGCCCGACGCGGGGCCAUGGACUCCGCAAGAAGCGGCGGUCGCGAUCGCAGCGAGACCGGGAGAGGGGCUCCGACAAGGAAGACAAUGGGAAGCCCCCGUCCUCCGCCCCGUCCCGGCCCAGACCCCCGCGGAGGAAGCGGAGAGAGUCCACCUCGGCCGAAGAGGACAUCAUUGAUGGAUUUGCCAUGACCAGCUUUGUCACUUUUGAAGCGCUGGAGAAGGAUGUAGCACUUAAGCCUCAGGAACGUGUGGAGAAACGCCAGACACCUCUAACCAAGAAGAAACGAGAAGCACUUACCAAUGGCUUGUCCUUUCAUUCCAAGAAGAGCAGGCUCAGCCACCCACAUCACUACAGCUCAGAUCGAGAAAAUGAUCGUAAUCUCUGCCAGCACCUUGGGAAGAGAAAGAAAAUGCCAAAGGGACUCCGACAGCUCAAGCCAGGACAGAACAGCUGCAGGGACAGUGACAGUGAAAGUGCCAGUGAAGAGUCCAAGGCCUUCCACAGGAGCAGCUCCCGGGAAAGACUCAGCGAUAGUUCAGCUCCUUCCAGCUUGGGAACAGGCUACUUCUGUGACAGCGACAGUGACCAGGAAGAGAAGAUCUUACCUAAGAUCCUGCGGUUACUGCUUAGUGGGAUCUUUCCAUCAAGACCAGAAUUUUCCCUCCUCCACUGCCAGCCUCCAAGAGAGAUCUAA